Arabis nemorensis is the source of this 321-nucleotide messenger RNA. The record is from the annotation of a GenBank genome assembly. Lineage: Eukaryota; Viridiplantae; Streptophyta; Magnoliopsida; Brassicales; Brassicaceae.
AUGGAGAUCUAUCACAAAUGGCAUAUUCAGCGGACAAAUACGCGAUCUGAGAUUGCGUUGGAGAUGGCGAAUCAGAUCUUCCCCAGGAGAUCGAGGAGCAGAUCGGCGAUUUACUCAGACGAUAUCCCACGAGACAUGAUGCUAAUGAUGAGUACAAGGAAGGUUUCCUCUAUUGCUAUCCCGAGGGAUAUGAGGACAAUGAUGUUUAUAAGGAAGUCUUGUGUUACCUUAUUUCUACGACCAAAUGGCUUUCUUUGGGAAGAUGAUUGCGGCGGAACAAGACACAAAGAGGUCCAAGCCACUCCAAUUACCUCCGAUUAA